AUGCCCGCUGAGGCGCCCAGCAGCGGCGAUGCCGCCGAGCCCGGCGCUCCGCGGGAGCGGCGGAGACGGCGCGGCCGUGCGCGGGCGCGGACCGAGGCGCUGCUGCACACGCUGAAGCGCAGCCGGCGGGUCAAGGCCAACGACCGGGAGCGGAACCGCAUGCACCACCUCAACGCCGCCCUGGACGAGCUCCGCAGCGUCCUGCCCACCUUCCCCGACGACACCAAGCUCACCAAGAUCGAGACCCUGCGCUUCGCCUACAACUACAUCUGGGCCCUCUCCGAGACCCUCCGCCUGGCCGAGCAGUGCCUCCCGCCGCCCCCCGCCUUCCGCGGGGCCGCCGCGCCCCCCAGCCCCGGAAGCGACGCGGGGUCUUGGCUGUCCAGCGCCUCCCCGUCCGCCCCUUCGCUCUGCGCCUCCGCCUCCGGCCCCAGCAGCCCCGCCACCUCCGAGGACUGCGCUUACGCGCCCGCCGACAGCCUAAGGGGCUUCCGCGGGCUGCCCGCCGGCCCGGGCGCUCCGCUCCGCUAGCGCGCACAUCCCGCACAUCCCGCGGCACAUCCCGCACUUCCCACGGCCCCGAGCACAUCCCGCACAUCCCGCGGCACAUCCCGCACCGCCCGCGCUCGGCCCGGAGCCCGCGGCGGAGAGGGGGGUGAGGGGGGGGCCUCGUCCCGUUGCACUUUUCAUCACUUUCCUUCCCCCCGGCCCUUACCCCCGACCCCCACCUCGCCUCCCGCUCCACUCCGAAAAUCUGGGAAGAAGAAAAGCGACAGAUUUGCUGCCGCAGACGAGGUGAAAAGUCAAUUUUACAAUUUGUAGCUCUCCAGCGAAGAAAAACGAGCAUGAAAAUUUGGUUUGAACGCCCUGACAAUGCCAUGAAAAGGCUUAAGGACCGAUGCGGCCCGGGGCGCAGCGCGGGGCUCAGCGCGGCUCCCCGGCCCUGCCCCGGGGCGGCUCAGCCCCUCCCGGGGGUCCCAGCACCGGCCCCGAUGGGACCCCGCACCCGGCGGACAGCGGAGAGGCUCAUGCAUUAUAGAUGCUGACCCCCAGCGAGGCCGGCCUGCUUUAGAGUGGGAGCAGACACGGGGUAUUCAGUGACUGGACCAGAGAGCAGUUUAAUUUAUUCAAGAUGUUCAUUCAUAUGAAAAUUGUAUUUUUGUACAUAAAGAGCUUUAUUCUAUUAUUAUACCUCUUAUCAAAGUGGGGGUUUUGUUUUGGUUUGUUUGGUUUUUUUUUUAAGAAA
Parus major (Great Tit) is the source of this 1246-nucleotide messenger RNA. RefSeq names its product neurogenin 1 (gene NEUROG1). The transcript has a single exon. The record is from RefSeq and is a predicted model, not a curated record. Gene Ontology annotation, molecular function: protein dimerization activity. Lineage: Eukaryota; Metazoa; Chordata; Aves; Passeriformes; Paridae. The coding region runs from base 1 to 531 and encodes 176 amino acids.